This is a messenger RNA of Ruditapes philippinarum (Manila clam), 1448 nucleotides long. RefSeq lists its product as uncharacterized. Gene Ontology annotation, molecular function: sulfotransferase activity. Gene Ontology annotation, cellular component: membrane. The transcript has 3 exons. Gene Ontology annotation, biological process: carbohydrate biosynthetic process. The record is from RefSeq and is a predicted model, not a curated record. Bases 1 to 1284 code for a protein of 427 amino acids. Lineage: Eukaryota; Metazoa; Mollusca; Bivalvia; Venerida; Veneridae.
AUGGCGGAUGUGGAGAUUGAAGAAGUUAUGGUUUGUCCUUUACCUUUGCGAGCGGCACCUAGCAAACGAGGAAUCUUGUUCGUCAGCAUAGGUUUUCUUUCAAUAUUAUUUUGUAUGCAGCAAAUGGCUUCAGAUGCAACCAUAUGCAAAAGAAGGAGUUCAAAAUUUAAAAACAAAGAUAAAAAUGGUUGCCAUGUUCCAUUACGAGGAAAAGAAAUUCCACAAUCAGAGAGGAUACAACAUUUUAGAAAACAAUGUGAAACAUAUAACUUGCAAACUAACAAUAUAACCAAUGACGCCUUAAGUGUUUUGCAUUCGGAGAAAUACAAGUUGGCUUACAGAAUGGUUCCUAAAGUAGGAUCAACAUUCAUGAUACAAGUUUAUAAGAUUUUAACUGACAAUACAAGUGCUAAAAGAAUGUUUAAAUUAUCUCGGAACGACAUACAUGACGAUCAAGUAAGACAAAUGCGUACAAUAAUGCCUUUAGAUCAAUUAAACGCAUACACUGUCUUAAUCAUGGCGAGAAACCCAUACUCACGAUUAUAUUCAGCAUAUAUUGAUAAAGUGUAUAUUUUAAACACCUUACACUUAUGUAAAGACAUACUUUUGAAACAAACGUUUCAGAGAAUAGAGCAAAAACGUUUAUGUAAAUUUGAUAUUUCGUUCGAACAGUUUCUUGAAUACUAUUUUGAAAAUGGUGGAACUUCUGAACAAGGCCAUUAUGGUCCUAUCAUAUCACACGAUGUUGGUAGAAAAAUAUGUAGCCUUAAAAAUAUAAUGAUUGUUAAACAAGAAACGUUUUCUGAGGACAUAGAUCACGCGUUAGAUGCAGUAAAUAUGAAAGGGGUAGAGUAUGAUACAGUUCAUGGUAUUUUGCAUUCCAAAAAUAUCGAGUCAACAAUUGGUGGCAUUGUAAAGACAGUUCACGCUAAGUUUGUAUCGUUUAUACAAAGAAAUUCUUGCUUAACUUGGAAACAUAUUGCCAGGAAACUAUGGAAUUCUUUUCAAAUACAAGGAUACAUUAGUGAAAAGUCUGAAUUUCCACAAACGAAAUUCACGAAACUGAAAAACUCCAAAAGUUCAAAAUAUCUUAUCAACGUUAUAAUGCAGGAGGUGAAGAAAAAUACGUUGACACAUGAGAAAAAGAUAGAACAAAGAAACAAAGCUUUGUUGAAGGCCUAUUCGGGUGUGAACAAGAAAUAUUUACAUGCAAUACAAGAACGUUAUGAAAUGGAUUUUAAUAUGUUUCAAUAUGGUACUGACUUAAGGGAUGUAUUGAAUUAAUUUUUUCUUUUUUUAUAUAUGAAUUACUGGUUUUAUUUUUUUCUCUUAGGUUCCAAUAUAUUUCAAUUUAAUUUGAGGUAUCAAUAGUGUUUCGUUUGCUGUGUAUAAUUAAUGACAUUUCAUUAGUUACAAAUUACUGGUGUAUACUUGCAUAUAUCUGCAUU